Messenger RNA from Naegleria gruberi, 606 nucleotides. RefSeq lists its product as uncharacterized. The record is from RefSeq and is a predicted model, not a curated record. The transcript has a single exon. Bases 1 to 606 code for a protein of 201 amino acids. NCBI's taxonomy places the organism in Eukaryota, Heterolobosea, Eutetramitea, Acrasida, Naegleriidae.
AUGAUAACAAACCAGGAACAUGUUUAUCCAUUUAACAACAAUACAGCUUUGGGCAUGUAUUCUUGGAUAAAAGCAUGUGAGUGCAUGAACCUUCUCCAAGAGCCAGAAUUAUCCACAUGUACAAGUAAUUCAAGUAGUUCAAGUUCUGUAAUAAUAGAAACACAAAUAACAACAAGAAUUACUCUCGAUGAAAAUUACAUUGACAAAUUAAUUGACCUCGAAUUGAGGAAUGUACCAUCUACAUUGGGCUUGGUGUGGAGCAAAUUGUCUUGCCAUUCAAAUCCAAACGAAUUUCUAUUCCAAACCAAUCCUUCAUCUCAAACCUCUAAUGAAUGCUCCCCUAGUGUCUGUAACAACAUCAUAAUAUCUAAUAAUCAACAAGAAGAAAUAGAUCUCAAUAUGAAACCAGUUUCGCGUAUUGAAAACGCUCCAUUUUGCGUCCCUUUUCAUCAACCAGAAAGCUCAUUAUUUAAGAAUAAGAUUUCAAAGAAAAGGAAACAAAAAAAGGAUAAACCAAACUAUCGAGUGAGAUUUUCAUACAACAAGUUUGAAGAAAUUGAAUUUAGAAAAUCAAAUCCUAAAGGAAAAUUUAUUAUUUUCAAAUAA